AUGGCGGAGCUGACGGCUCUGGAGAGUCUCAUCGAGAUGGGCUUCCCCAAGGGACGCGCGGAGAAGGCUCUGGCCCUCACAGGGAACCAGGGCAUCGAGGCUGCGAUGGACUGGUUGAUGGAGCACGAAGACGACCCCGAUGUGGAUGAGCCACUAGCCACCCCCCUUGGACAUGUGCUGGGACGGGAACCCACCCCUUCGGAGCAAGGUGGCCCCAAAGGACCUGGGUCUGCAGUGGGAGAAGGCAAACCUGUUUUGACUGAAGAGGAAAGACAGGAACAGACCAAGAGGAUGUUGGAGCUGGUGGCCCAGAAGCAGCGGGAGCGUGAAGAAAGAGAGGAGCGGGAGGCAUUGGAACGGGAACGGCAGCGCAGGAGACAAGGGCAGGAGUUGUCAGCUGCCCGACAGAGGCUACAGGAAGACGAGAUGCGCCGAGCUGCUGAAGAGCGGAAGAGGGAGAAGGCUGAAGAGUUAGCAGCCAGACAAAGAGUCCGAGAAAAGAUCGAAAGGGACAAAGCAGAGAGAGCCAAGAAGUAUGGUGGCAAUGUGGGUUCUCAGCCAUCCCCACCAGCAGCAGAGCCAGGCCCUGUUCCCUCCUCUCCCAGCCGGGAGCCUCCCACAAAGCGGGAGUAUGACCAGUGUCGCAUACAGGUCCGGCUGCCGGAUGGGACCUCACUGACCCAGACCUUCCGGGCGCGGGAACAGCUGGCAGCUGUGCGGCUCUACGUGGAGCUCCACCGUGGGGAGGAGCCAGGCGGGGGCCAGGACCCUGUGCAAUUGCUCAGUGGCUUCCCCCGGCGGGCCUUCUCAGAGGCUGACAUGGAGCGGCCUCUGCAGGAGCUGGGACUUGUGCCUUCUGCUGUCCUCAUUGUGGCCAAGAAAUGUCCUGGCUGA
Messenger RNA from Rangifer tarandus platyrhynchus (Svalbard reindeer), 894 nucleotides. The record is from the annotation of a GenBank genome assembly. NCBI's taxonomy places the organism in Eukaryota, Metazoa, Chordata, Mammalia, Artiodactyla, Cervidae.